AUGGUUGGACACGGCCAAUAUACCACCGAGAAGGUGACUUAUCCAUCUCACGGAGAGACCAUCGCAGGCAUACUUUAUCGCCCGACAAAUGUCUCCAACCCGCCCGGAGUCGUCCUUAUUGGACCCUACUCUUUCGUCAAAGAGCAGGCACCGCUACAGUAUGCGACACGACUUGCCGACGAGGGCUACGCCGCCUUGAUCUUUGACCCACGCACCGUUGGCGAGAGCACCGGAAUGCCACGACGACUGGAGAAUCCCAAGAUGAAGAACGAAGAUGCCAUUUCGGGACUCGAUUAUCUUGUCAGUCGAGGCGACGUUGAUACAUCGAAUCUUUUCCUCGUUGGGAUCUGCCAGGGCGGACCUGAAUCUCUGGACAUUGCCUCGUACGAUGAUCGAGUAAAGGCAGUUGCUUCGGUCACGGGCUAUUUCCGCGAUCGCGAAACCGACAUCUACAUGAUCUGUUCCGGCUGCGUCGCCUGGGAGCCGGGCGCCGACAUUGCGUCGAUGAAGAUGCCGACCCCGGAGCAAGGCGAGGCACUCUACAAUGCACGACUUGAACGAGCGCAAAAGGCUCGGGACCUGUACGAGAAGACCGGCGAAGUCGUCUACCAGCCGUUAGUUGAUCCAAAGGCUGCCGACCCUACGACUGGGUCUCUUGCCGGCCUCCCAGGCCCUGUCGUCUGGUCAUGGUACGGGCCCUGGACGCUCAAGAACUUUGAGAACCGCUACGCGGUGAUGAGCGACUUGGAUCACUUCAGUUACACCACUGUACCCGGCGUGGCGAAGCUGAACAAACCCGCCCUUAUAAUCCACGGAGAUAACUGCAUGAAUGCCGCGGCAGCCAAGCGACAUUUCGAUUCAAUUCCCACCAAGAACAAAAAGCUUGUCUGGAACAACGAAGUGUCGCAUUUUCAACAUUACGAUCAGCCGGACUGUGUUGACCGUAACGUGGGCGAGAUUGCGGAUUGGUUUGAGAAGCAGGGGAGGUCGUAG
This is a messenger RNA of Purpureocillium lilacinum, 993 nucleotides long. RefSeq lists its product as uncharacterized. The record is from RefSeq and is a predicted model, not a curated record. Gene Ontology annotation, molecular function: hydrolase activity. Lineage: Eukaryota; Fungi; Ascomycota; Sordariomycetes; Hypocreales; Ophiocordycipitaceae.